UCCGCCCUUGCGUUGUGACGUCACUUCCGCUUCCUGUAUCACUGGCGACCAUUUCCGCCCGUUUUCUAGUGCAGUUUUUGGACUCUUCAGAGGUCUGGUACUCGUGAAGAGCGGGAAGUCCGGGACAGCCGCUGCCAUGACUGAGGCUGAUGUCAACCCAAAGGCCUAUCCCCUCGCGGAUGCUCACCUCACCAAGAAGCUACUGGACCUCGUUCAGCAGUCGUGCAACUACAAGCAGCUCCGGAAAGGAGCCAAUGAGGCCACCAAGACCCUCAACAGAGGCAUCUCGGAGUUUAUCGUGAUGGCUGCCGACGCAGAGCCCCUGGAGAUCAUCCUGCACCUCCCACUGCUGUGCGAGGACAAGAACGUGCCCUACGUGUUCGUGCGCUCCAAGCAGGCACUGGGGCGAGCCUGUGGGGUCUCCAGGCCAGUCAUCGCCUGUUCUGUCACCAUCAAAGAAGGCUCUCAGCUGAAGCAGCAGAUCCAGUCCAUCCAGCAAUCUAUCGAAAGGCUCUUGGUCUAAGCCUCUGCCCCUGCCUUGCCCUCCCUGCGACUCCACCUCCAAAGUGAUGUAUCAUAUUACCUGUGUUAGCUAUAGUAUUUUCAGUAGCUUUGUUAUAAAAUACUGUCUAAAUCUGGUUUCUGGUUUUGUAUUGCUUGUCUUGAGGAGGAUGGUGCUUCCCCAUCCCCUUCGGCCCUUCCUGCCACCCUUUCACUCUCCCCACUGAAAACGAACCAAUCCCAGGGGGCCAGGGGUUUAGCUCAGCGGCUUAAGUGCAAGAGUGAAUCCCAAAACAGAGAAGCAGAGCAGCAGCGCCACUGAGAGGUAGGGAGAGCUAGAAACGUGAGCCAGGAUGGAGCUGUCUGUCUUGCUGUGCACAGGGUAGGAUGGGAGCCAACCCUAGCCACUCAAGAGUGGCUCUGGCAUGGCGAAGCCACAGAGCUGCACCCGGCUCUGUGGUGGUAGUGGUGGUAGAGGGGGCCUGUGCUCCCCAGGGAAUCUUGUAUCUGAGGAGGCUUUCAUGUGUUCUGUGAGGUUACUGGGCUGGUGUCCAGGUACCUCUUACUAACGUACCCCUGGGUGCUUCUGACAGUGUGGUAUGUCCCCACCAGCCCUGUCCCUGCCCCCAGCCCCAAGAGCAAAGCAGGGAUGCACUGAGGACUCCAGACAUAGCCUGGUAAGUGGGCCGGGAGCCAGCUGAUCUGGGUCUUGAACCAGGAUGGGCACAGGCAGCAGGGGCAUCUGAUGCUGGAGUGGAGGGUGUCGGGAGAUCAUAGAGACGUGGCUGGAAGCCACAGCAGGGACAACACAACCAGGAAGCAUCUUUCUGGUGAAUGAGGAUUUACUGCCUCAGUGGCCACUUGCAUCAGCCCUGGGAGCCCCCACCUCUGCCUCGGGCCAGUGUGGGUCAAGUGUACUUUUCACUGUAUGAGGGGCGCCCUGAUGUGUCAUUUGCUCUGAGCACCCUAAUAAAGCUCUUCAUAGUCCA
Molecule: messenger RNA, 1490 nt
Organism: Cavia porcellus (domestic guinea pig)
Lineage: Eukaryota; Metazoa; Chordata; Mammalia; Rodentia; Caviidae
Gene: Snu13
Product: small nuclear ribonucleoprotein 13
Exons: 3
Coding region: 137-523 (128 amino acids)
Biological process (GO): maturation of LSU-rRNA; mRNA splicing, via spliceosome; maturation of SSU-rRNA
Cellular component (GO): precatalytic spliceosome; nucleolus; small-subunit processome
Molecular function (GO): RNA binding
Source: RefSeq, a predicted model, not a curated record